This is a messenger RNA of Monoraphidium neglectum, 1311 nucleotides long. RefSeq lists its product as hypothetical. Lineage: Eukaryota; Viridiplantae; Chlorophyta; Chlorophyceae; Sphaeropleales; Selenastraceae. The record is from RefSeq and is a predicted model, not a curated record. The coding region runs from base 1 to 1311 and encodes 436 amino acids. The transcript is spliced from 12 exons.
AUGAGCGGGAUGAUGCCGCAGCCACUGGUAGCGCUGCCGGCGGAGCUUGCGGCCGUGCCGGCUGAGACGCUGCAGCAGGGCGACGCGCAGCCCGGCUUGUACGGCACCAUCCCGGACCUGCUCCUUGUGCAACUGCUGCGAAGCGCGCGCAUCCAUCUGCGCAACGCCGGACUGCCGCCGCGCCGCCGCCGGCACACAGAUUGCAGCACACCCAACUCCGCCGCGCAGGGCUUCUUAUUCAACUACACGAAUGCGGCCCUAUCCGAGCUAGGCGUGCCCGCGGCGGCAAUCCCUGCCGGCAGGAUCGCCGCCGCCGUGACAGCUGUGUGCUCCCGGAUGAUCGGCCUCGGCGCGCCUGCGCCGCGGGCCGGGGCCUCGCCGGCCGUGGCGGCAGCAGCGCAGCAGCUGCUGGCGACACGCGGCGGCGGGGCGCCGGCAACGCCGGUGGAUGCGCGGCUGGAGUGGAAGCACUCGUGCCUCCACUGGGGCUGCAACCUGGAGGACUGCCAGCUGUGCAAAAACAACGCGCUCAAGGUGUGCGACGAAGCGUCGGUGUUUGACGGACAGUACUGGGUGCGCGACGACGGCAAGGGGGGGCAGGUGGUGCGCGCCAAGUGCGGCGCAGACGUGUUCGUCCAGGCUGUGGACCGAGCGAGCAACACGGCCGUGUAUGUGCCCGACGUCAAAAUCAAGCUCUACGUCAUCAGCGGCACCGCCGCCGUCCCCAGCAUGUACGAGGACCCCGCGGCCCUCUUCCUGGACGACGAGGGCAACCCCCUGGUCAGCGUCUCGGGGGCCACGCCAGAGGCGGAUGGCGGCAUACCCCUGGACGCCACACAGGACGAGCGGCUGGGCCCGGUGGCGCGCAUCCCAGAGAUCCAGUUUCUCAACAAGAACUCAAAGUUCAAGGUCGACGGCCGGACGUUCAAGGCGUUCCGUCUGCUGGCCAGGGCCGUGCGCCGCGACCCCUCGUCCGGCAUCGACCUGCCGCUGACUCAGCUGGAGAGCGAGCCCUUCAAGGUGACCACCAAGAAGGGCUAUGACGGCUGCCGCAAGGCCGAGUACCUGUACGCAAAAGAGGUGAUGACCGACAAGACUUUCGCCAGCCUCGGAGAGACCACCAUCAACAACCUCAAGCUCACCUUCGACGGCUGCGAGACGGUUGAGGAUCUUCUUGGCCUGGUGAAGCGGGCCGAGGAGGACCCCAAGGUGGAGGGGGCCCUGAGGGACGUGCUCAACAUGAGCCGCGACGCAGCCAAGUGGAAGAACCUCACGCGCAUACUGCAGGACAAGUGUGCGCGUGUGGUCUAA